AUGAAGAAAUAACUAAUAUUUCUAUUACUGUUAAGUUUACUUAACUAAACGUUGUCUGAAAAUACUAAGCAUGGCUGCAUGCCAGAAGGAAUCAAGUUAAGUUUGGGUGAUAACUUUGAUUUAUCUACUUAGUAUGAUAAGCAAAAAAUGAUUGAUUCUCCUCGCCAUGACUACACAAUUACUUAUUUCACUACAGCAAAUUGUCCUUAAAAUUAUAUUGAAAUAUAUAAUUCCUACUUCAGGGAGUAAAAACAUACCCUUAAACCUUAUAAUAUUACUAAGUUUUUCCAAGCUAAAGACACAAGUGGAUUUAAAGGAACAGAAACAAGAACAAGUGAUUUUGAGAAAUAUAUCUAUGAAUUUUAAUUCGAUGCCACUGAUUUAAAUUUAGAUGGUGAUUUCACUUAUUCCUACGAUUGCUUUUAUCCUUCAGACAGUAAUCCUUCUCAGUUCUUACAUAGGGAAACAUUCAGAUUUUUCCAUCCUGACUACAGUAAGUUGAAAGAAAGAGAGUUUAAAUUUGUUUGGAUUGCUGAUUUUGAUAUUAAUGUUAGCAAUUAAACUGGCUUAGAAGGAAGAAGAAUUGGGAAAGAAAAUAUGGAAAUAAUGGAUAAAUAUAUAAAACGAGAUAGAAGCAAGUUUGUUGCUAUCAUAGGUGGUGGAGAUUAUGGCUACGAUUUACCAGACGAUAGUGGAAAGAGAGGUGAAGAAUUUUAAAAAGCAGGAGAGUUUUCCUAUGCACAGAUACCUUUUGUGACAGUAGCAGGUAAUCAUGAAGAAUGGUAUAAGUUUGAUUAUUAUAACUCUUUCUUUAGAAAUCCAAGAUACUCAAUAACCAAAAACGAUUACUAUACAUUGACCUUCGGAGAAGUACUAAUAGUCGGAUUAAAUACCAAUAAAUUUAUUAGAGAUCCAACUACAAAUAAAUUUAUUAGCUUUGAUUAAGAAUACUUAAAAAAUCUCUUUUAAUGGUUUGAUGAUACUAUGAAAUAGAUUAAGGAUAAUUACAGAUGGAUUAUUGUUUUUUCACAUUAAAAUAUUCACUGCUUUGAAGACUAUGCUGCAAGUUCUUGCUACUCCAAUCCUAAAAUAUUUGCAGAACUUGAAGACUUGCUUGUUAAACAUAAGGUUGAUAUUUACAUGGCUGGUCAUGUUCAUGCUUAUGAAAGAAUACACCCAAAUUACAGAGGUGAGCCGAAAUUCAAGGAGUCAGAUUAAUGCUAUCUCAACAAAUGCUCGUCUUACACUAAGCCAUCUGCACCAGUUUAUGUAGUUGAUGGAACUGGAGGAACUACCCAUUACUUCCCUCAACCAUCAGGAUAUCCUGGAGGUAAUUUGACUGUAGCUUCAGACAGAAGUUUAGGCUUUAGCACGUUCACUGUUAAGAAUAAAACCCAUCUUUUAUUUUAGCACUUUUAAUCUAAUAAUACAUAUGACCCAUUUGAUCAUUUCACAAUCUAUAAACCUUAACCUAAUAUAGCUUAAGAUCUUUCGUUUGCUGAUCCAAGCGAAGUAGUCAAAUACAAAGCUACAGUCGCUUUCUUCUAUUUAAUGGUAGCUAUCGUUAUAGUAGGAUGCAUAUUAAUUUUCUAUGAAUUUAGAAGAAAAAUCCUUAUGGAUGCUCAUGAUGAUUUCAUGAGAUAGUUUGACAAUGAUGAAGAAAAAUCAAGAAAUACACUUUGA
This is a messenger RNA of Tetrahymena thermophila SB210, 1683 nucleotides long. RefSeq names its product ser/thr phosphatase family protein. Lineage: Eukaryota; Ciliophora; Oligohymenophorea; Hymenostomatida; Tetrahymenidae. Gene Ontology annotation, molecular function: hydrolase activity. The record is from RefSeq and is a predicted model, not a curated record. The transcript has 9 exons.